Peronospora matthiolae is the source of this 825-nucleotide messenger RNA. NCBI's taxonomy places the organism in Eukaryota, Oomycota, Peronosporomycetes, Peronosporales, Peronosporaceae. The record is from the annotation of a GenBank genome assembly.
AUGGCUGCCAAAUUUUCUAUGGCCAACACCUCGGGGCUCUUCGACUCAGCGGCUCAUGUGGAAGCUUCGGAUCGGAUGCAAAAUGCGAUGGAGGAAUUAAAAGUGAACAAUCAACGACAAGAAAAAGCUCGUGAACAACAAAAGAAGCAAGACAAUCGAGAAGAAGCGCAUCAAGUGCGUCGCGUCAACGAGGCACUUGCAGCCAAAGUCGUGCAGCAGAAGGAGGAUCGCACUUAUGUGGGAAUGCACCACGAAAUGGACGAUCUUGAUUCGGACGAUGAGACGAUGCUGAACGAGUUAACUGACGAUCCGGAGCUCGAACGAAUACGCGAGGCAAGGUUGAAGCAGCUGAAGCUCGAGUUUCUGGAAAGUCAGGCGUUGAUAGCGAAAGGUCACGGAGAAUACCGUGAGAUUACGCAGGAUGAGUUUCUAAAAGAAGUGACGGGCAGCCCGUUGGUGGCUGUGCAUUUCUAUCAUCGCGACUUCGAACGCUGCAAGAUCAUGGACUUGCAUUUGACACGAUUAGCUCGUCGUUGCAUCGAGUGCAAGUUUUUAAAGUUGAACGCGGAGAAGGCCCCGUUUUUUGCGGAGAAAUUGAUGAUCCGAGUCCUGCCAACUGUCGUGUGCUUCAAAGACGGCGUGGCCUUUCCAACUCGCGUCAUUGGUUUUGACGGACUUAUGAACAAUGACGACAAUGCUGAAGUGUUGAAAAUUGGUGGUCCUACGAACCGCCAUGCCCCAUCUGGCGAUAACUUUCCUACUGCUGCCCUCGCCCGUAAAUUAGUGGAGAUUGGCGCUAUUCGUGAACACAGCGACAGCGAGUAG